AACGAAAACGAAAUUGAGGGAGGAAAAUCUAUAACACGUGUGAAAAGAUGGUCAAUAAUUCAUAAACUAGAUCAACUCACCCUAUAAGUUAAGCAAGGGGAGUUGGAGUUGGAGUUGUGAUUGAAGCUAAUUUGUUUAGUGAGAGAUGGUUUUCUUGUCUAGUAUACUGUUGUGUCUCUGCUUUAUCUCCUGGUUCUUAAUCCAAGCCCUCCAUAGAAGAACCAGAGUUAGACUUCCACCAGGACCAAAGCCAUUUCCAUUGAUUGGAAAUCUGUUUGAGCUUGGAGACAAACCUCAUCUCUCUUUGACCAAGCUUUCACAACACUAUGGCCCCAUAAUGUUUUUGAAACUAGGCUGGAUAACCACUAUUGUAGUUUCUUCAUCAACCAUGGCCAAAGAAAUCCUCCAGACCAAUGACCAACUCUUUUGCAACCGAACAAUCCCAGAUGCGUUGCGAGACAUAGGAGACUACAGCUUGCCUUGGAUACCAGUAUCAACAAGGUGGAGAAAUCUUCGAAAAAUAUGCACCUCCCACCUCUUCAACACCAAAGUACUUGAUGCCAACCAAGAAAACCGGCGAGUGAAAGUGCAAGAGCUCAUAGCUAGUGUCAAUGACAACAUGGUAAAGGGUUUGUCAGUAGAUAUUGGAAAGGCUGCUUUCAAAACUGCACUCAAUUUGCUGUCGAGAACUAUUUUCUCUGUGGAUUUGGCUGAUGACUCGAGUAGUAGUAGUGAGAUGACUAGAGAGUUCAAGAAGAUUGUUAAUGGUAUGUUGGAGGAGGCUGGGAAGCCGAAUUUGGGGGACUAUUUUCCUGUGCUUAAGAAUAUUGAUCCCCAAGGCAUAAGGCGACGCUUUACGAAUUACUACAAAAAGAUGUUAGGCUUGAUUGAAUCAGUGAUCAGUCAAAGGUUGGAAUGUAGAAAAGGGGAUGAUUAUGUGACAAGUAAUGAUAUGUUGGAUACUCUUAUAAACCUCAGUGAAGAGAAAAAUGAGGAGGAUUUGAAGAACUCCGAAGUAGUUGAAAAUUUGUUUGUGGCACUAUUUGCUGCGGGGACAGAUACAACUUCAGCCACAUUGGAAUGGGCAAUGGCGGAGCUACUACACAACCCAGAGAGCCUUUCUAAAGCUCAAGAAGAGCUAGAUCAAAUGGUUGGAAAAGGAAAACCAAUCGAGGAAUCCGACAUUGCUAGACUCCCUUACUUACAAGCAAUAAUCAUGGAAACCUUCCGGUUGCACCCAGUGGCUCCAUUGCUACUGCCACGAAAAGCUGAAACAGAUGUAGAAAUAGGGGGCUACAUUGUCCCGAAGGGUGCACAAGUUCUAGUUAAUGUUUGGGCCAUAGGCCGAGACGCUGGCAUUUGGGACAGUCCAAACUCUUUUAUGCCGGAGAGGUUCGUAGGAUUACCCAACCAAAUUGAUGUUAUGGGAAAAAACUUUGGGCUUAUUCCAUUUGGUGGUGGAAGGAGAAUCUGUCCAGGUUUGCCAUUGGCAAUGAGAAUGUUGUACUUGAUGUUGGGUUCGCUCAUCAACUGCUUCGAUUGGAAGCUUGAAGAUGGGGUUGUACCUGAGACUAUGAACAUGGAAGACAAGUUUGGCCUCACUAUACAAAUGGCUCAGCCUCUCAAAGCUGUUCCCUACUCAUAAUUGGUUUCUACUCGGAAUUUUAAUGGAAUGAUGUAAAAUAACAGUAGGAUGAAUGAAGUAAUUUCUUUAUAUAUUUCCAUGAAAGUUUAGUGAAUUUUCUUUUCUACAAGGAAAAAUAAAAUUUCUGAUUAAUAUA
This is a messenger RNA of Rosa chinensis, 1781 nucleotides long. RefSeq names its product geraniol 8-hydroxylase. Gene Ontology annotation, molecular function: monooxygenase activity; oxidoreductase activity, acting on paired donors, with incorporation or reduction of molecular oxygen; iron ion binding. The transcript is spliced from 2 exons. NCBI's taxonomy places the organism in Eukaryota, Viridiplantae, Streptophyta, Magnoliopsida, Rosales, Rosaceae. The record is from RefSeq and is a predicted model, not a curated record. The coding region runs from base 146 to 1645 and encodes 499 amino acids.